AUGGGCAUUCCAGCUGCGUUCAGAUGGCUAUCGAACAAGUACCCGAAAAUCAUCUCGCCUGUAGUGGAGGAUCAGCCGCUACAAAUCGAAGACGGGACGACCAUUCCGGUAGACACCACCGGUCCCAAUCCAAAUGGAGAAGAACUGGACAAUCUCUACCUUGACAUGAACGGUAUCGUUCACCCUUGCUCGCAUCCAGAGGAUCGCCCUGCCCCCAAGGAUGAGGAGGAGAUGAUGCUCGAGGUUUUCAAGUACACCGAUCGAGUAGUGAACAUGGUCAGGCCACGGAAACUACUCAUGAUCGCUGUUGACGGUGUUGCGCCACGAGCAAAGAUGAACCAACAGCGAUCGCGUCGAUUUCGCUCUGCACAAGAAGCCCAAGAGAAAGAGGUCGACAAGCAGGAGCUUCUCAAGCUUCUCAAACAACAAAAUGGCGGCAUUUUGCCACCUGAGACCCUUGAAAGCAUGAACAAGAAGGCUUUUGAUUCAAACUCGAUCACACCUGGCACCCCCUUCAUGGAUACACUUGCAACCAGUCUGCGUUAUUGGUGCGCAUACAAGCUCAAUACUGAUCCUGCUUGGGCUCGACUCAAAAUCAUCAUCUCCGACGCUACAGUUCCAGGCGAAGGAGAGCACAAGAUCAUGAACUACGUCCGCUCUCAAAGAGGCUCGCCAGACUACGACCCCAAUACCCGGCAUGUCAUCUAUGGCCUGGACGCCGACCUGAUCAUGCUGGGUCUUGCUACCCAUGAGCCACAUUUCCGCGUACUGCGAGAGGAUGUUUUCGCACAAGAUGCCAAGGCCAAGAUGUGCAAAAUAUGCGGUCAAAAAGGACACGAUGCGCGCGUUUGCAAAGGCGAGGCCAAAGAAAAAGACGGCGAAUAUGACGAGCAAGACAAGGCUGUAGCCUUGAAGCCUUUCAUAUGGCUUCACGUAUCCAUAUUUCGAGAGUACCUCGCUAUUGAGCUUGAUGUACCUGACUUGCCGUUUCGAUUCGAUCUCGAGCGCGCAAUAGACGACUGGGUAUUCAUGUGCUGCUUCGUGGGCAAUGACUUUUUACCACAUCUGCCGGCCCUAGAAAUCCGAGAGAAUGGUAUAGACGCAUUAACAACCAUCUGGAAAGAAAAUCUGCCUCAUAUGGGUGGCUACGUUACCAAGGACGGCCACAUCGAUCUGAAGAGGGUACAGCUCAUCAUGGACGGCUUGGCGAAGCAGGAGGACGCCAUUUUCAAGCGGAGAAAAGAGCAGGAAGAUCGCCGAGAAGCCAACGCCAAGCGGAGAAAGCUGCAGGACGAGCGGAGUGGCAGAGGGGGCCGUGCCGACGCCAGCGGGCGCGGGCGCGGCAAACCACCUAUGGACAACGCAUCCUCCGGGCUGGCCUUAUUUCCUGUCUCUGGCUUCCCCAAUGCUGACCCCAGCGCUGUGACACAUGACAUGGUUGUUGGGCGCUCGUCGAACGCCAACAUCAACGCGAAUGCCGCCAACAAAAGCGCCGCCAAUGUCAUCAGGGAUCGAAUCCAAGCAUCGGGAGCCCAGGGCAAAUCGGCAAAUGGUGACGCAACAACCCAUCCAAAAGUCCAAGUACCUGCUGUAGCCGAAGAAGGUGCAGCCGCAGCAAGCUCUGUUGUGAAACGCAAGGCGGAUGUUCUGGACGGCCCAUCGCAAUUAACACCCAAUACCGGACCGUCCGCCGCGGAAGAGGCUGCGAUAGAUCACGUUCGAAUGUGGGAAGAAGGUUACGCAGACCGCUACUAUGAGCAAAAGUUCCACGUCGAUCGUAAUGACGUCGCCUUUCGCCAUAAGGUCGCACAAGCCUAUGUUGAGGGGCUUUGCUGGGUGCUUCUCUAUUACUAUCAAGGCUGCCCGUCUUGGGAUUGGUACUAUCCCUACCACUAUGCGCCAUUUGCGGCUGAUUUUGCCGACUUGGACAAGAUCGAGAUUAGCUUCGAGAAGGGGCGAAUCUCGAAGCCUUUUGAACAACUCAUGAGUGUUAUGCCAGCUGCAUCUCGCCGUGCACUUCCAGAGGUCUUUCAUGAUCUCAUGCUCAACGAGGACAGCGAGGUCAUAGACUUCUACCCCCAAGAGUUCGAGAUUGACCUCAAUGGCAAAAAGUUUGCUUGGCAAGGUGUUGCUUUGCUUCCUUUCAUCGACAUGCCGCGGCUUUUGGCAGCAGUCGAAAAGAAGUAUCCCUUGCUCAGCCCCGAGGAUGCUGCGCGUAAUGGAAUUGGUAGGGACGUUUUGUUGCUGUCCGACGCGCAUCACGAGCUUUAUGAAGACAUCACGAGUCAUUUCUACUCCAAGAAGCAAGGCGCCCACACCUUCGGGUUGAAUCCUCGGACCAGUGAAGGCAUGACCGGCCAAGUUGAGAAGAUCGCCGACUAUCUGCCGCACGGGUCCUUGGAGUAUCCUUUAGACAGGAAGUCAAUGCCCAGCCUGGACUACGACCGAUCCCUCAGGUACGUUUGA
Verticillium nonalfalfae is the source of this 2466-nucleotide messenger RNA. It is a transcript of the gene XRN2, whose product is annotated as 5'-3' exoribonuclease 2. The record is from RefSeq and is a predicted model, not a curated record. Bases 1 to 2466 code for a protein of 821 amino acids. Gene Ontology annotation, cellular component: nucleus. The transcript has 2 exons. Lineage: Eukaryota; Fungi; Ascomycota; Sordariomycetes; Glomerellales; Plectosphaerellaceae. Gene Ontology annotation, molecular function: RNA binding; 5'-3' RNA exonuclease activity. Gene Ontology annotation, biological process: nuclear-transcribed mRNA catabolic process.